Messenger RNA from Alternaria atra, 714 nucleotides. RefSeq lists its product as uncharacterized. The record is from RefSeq and is a predicted model, not a curated record. Gene Ontology annotation, molecular function: acyltransferase activity, transferring groups other than amino-acyl groups. Lineage: Eukaryota; Fungi; Ascomycota; Dothideomycetes; Pleosporales; Pleosporaceae. The coding region runs from base 1 to 714 and encodes 237 amino acids. The transcript has a single exon.
AUGUACGACACCAUCCGACUGCCCAAGGAUACUGAUGGUACGAUUCUCAACGCCCUCGCUACUAAGUUCCGCGCAUUCAAGCUCCAUGCACUCAAAGUCGCCCCGGAAGCUUUUCCAGCAGAAUUUGACAGCGAAUCUCGGCUUCCACAAUCGACAUGGGUUAGCAGGAUUACCGAACCAAGCACGACGAUCUUGAUCUGCGUCGCGACUGCAAAAGACAAGGACAAGGAACCAUCAAUGUCUGGCGACAGGCAGUUAAGAAUCUUGCUAGACGGCGAGUGGACAGGAACGUUUACCAUGAUUGGCCCAGUCUCGCGCGACGACUACAUCUGGCCUAAGUCCGGUCAACCAGAACCAGGUCCCGAAGGAUCAGAGACCCGUUGGCAACUUACAAGUCUUUUCACGCUGCCUGCGUAUCGAGGCCAUGGUAUCGCGAAACGGCUUACCGAAGCAGCAAUCAAAUUUGGAAAACUUGCAUCAGAUGAGAUGGGCAGAGCAUCCGAGAGAGAUCUUCGGACGCGUAUUAGGCUUGUCGUACACCCUGAGAAUACAGGCGUUGUCAAGAUGUAUGAGAAAUUUGGAUUCGUAGAUAGCGCAAGGAUGACAGUAGCAGAAGCUUGUAUUGCUAAUGGAGCUGCGGACAUAGUACCUAGGUAUGCUGAUCCGAAGAAGUGGCAUACUAGGUUUGGUGUUGCUAUGGAGAUCCUAGUUUAG